GGAGGGAGGUGCCACUCAGCCGGCUCCGGUUCAACAGCCUGAUCCGCUGUCACCUCGGUCCAAACGUCGCUCGGUCUCCUUCCUGCCUUCAUCUCUUCUUCCUCCGUGGAUUUUUAUUCCUAACAGAGCGUCUGUGUUUCUGCUAAGAUGUCUCAGAAGAUUAAAGCCGGAUCCGUGGUGGAGAUGCAGGGAGAUGAGAUGACUCGGGUCAUCUGGGAGCUGAUUAAGGACAAGCUGAUUUUCCCAUACCUGGAGCUGGACCUGCACAGCUUCGACCUCGGCAUGGAGAACAGAGAUGCGACAGAUGACCAGGUGACGGUUGAGGCGGCGGAGGCGGUCCGGCGGUACAACGUGGGGAUCAAGUGUGCCACCAUCACGCCAGACGAGAAGCGCGUGGAGGAGUUCAAGCUGAAGAAGAUGUGGCGCUCGCCCAACGGGACCAUCCGUAACAUCCUGGGAGGCACCGUGUUCAGGGAGGCCAUCAUCUGCAAGAACAUCCCCCGCCUGGUGACCGGCUGGGUGAAGCCCAUCAUCAUCGGCAGGCACGCGCACGGAGACCAGUACAAAGCCACUGACUUUGUGGUGCCUGGACCUGGGAAAGUAGAGAUGAUCUACACUCCAACCACCGGAGAGCCGGUCAAAUACGUCAUCCAUGAGUUUAAAGGCACUGGUGGCGUUGCCAUGGGAAUGUACAACACGGAUGCGUCCAUCCGAGACUUCGCCCACAGCUCCUUCCAGAUGGCUCUGACCAAAGCCUGGCCUCUCUACCUCAGCACCAAGAACACCAUCCUGAAAAAGUACGACGGUCGCUUCAAGGACAUCUUCCAGGAGAUCUAUGAGAAGGAAUAUCGGGCUCAGUUUGAGGCCAAAGGCAUCUGGUAUGAGCACCGUCUCAUAGACGACAUGGUGGCCCAGGCCUUAAAGUCAGAGGGCGGCUUCAUUUGGGCCUGCAAGAACUACGAUGGGGAUGUGCAGUCGGAUUCUGUGGCACAAGGGUACGGUUCUCUGGGGAUGAUGACCAGCGUUCUGAUCUGCCCUGAUGGACGCACGGUGGAGGCCGAGGCCGCCCACGGCACCGUGACGCGUCACUACAGACAGCAUCAGCAGGGGAAGGAAACCUCCACCAACCCUAUAGCCUCCAUCUUCGCAUGGACGCGGGGUCUGCUCCACCGGGCCAAGCUGGACAACAACGCGGAGCUACGGGUGUUUGCCGAGGCUCUGGAAGCCGUCUGCAUCGAAACCAUCGAGGCUGGUUUCAUGACCAAGGACUUGGCUAUCUGCAUCAAAGGCCUGCCAAAUGUGACACGCGCCGAUUACCUGAACACCUUUGAGUUCCUGGACAAGUUGGGGGAGAACCUGAAGAUCAAGCUGGCCAACCAACCCAAACUGUGAUCCCAGCUGCAGCACAGACUGAUGCACACGGGGAUAUCUUUACAGGAAGUGGAGAGAUUGGCCAAGUAGGGAGGAGAUAUCUCUGGGUGAUGUUAGCCGUAGCAUCCGUGAGGGUCCGGCGUCCCUCAUGCUUCACACAGACUGCAUUAACAGGAACUAAUCUCCCUGCUCUGCAGCAGAGGGUGAUCUGGUGGUGAGGGAGCCUCUGGACCAUCAAUGCCUUCUCUGUUUUGUGUCAAAAAUCCUACUGUUCUCGUUGCCUUGUUGUGUUUCCUGAAUAUCUCAGGCAACGUUGUGAUGCUGAGUGAAGCAGAGCGUGUCCUAAUCGCCUCACCAAUCAGACGCUCAGCUUUCAGUCGGGCAACUAAACAUUCCAGAAAGUCAUGUAGAGAUUUCUUUUCUGACUCACCAUCGUGGUUUGUAAACACUACUGACCAAUAAAGACUCUUUAACGUCCAACUGAAAA
Messenger RNA from Cyprinodon variegatus (sheepshead minnow), 1858 nucleotides. RefSeq names its product isocitrate dehydrogenase 1 (NADP+) (gene idh1). The record is from RefSeq and is a predicted model, not a curated record. Gene Ontology annotation, molecular function: NAD binding; magnesium ion binding; isocitrate dehydrogenase (NADP+) activity. Bases 148 to 1392 code for a protein of 414 amino acids. Gene Ontology annotation, biological process: isocitrate metabolic process. Gene Ontology annotation, cellular component: mitochondrion; cytosol; peroxisome. The transcript has 9 exons. Lineage: Eukaryota; Metazoa; Chordata; Actinopteri; Cyprinodontiformes; Cyprinodontidae.